Molecule: messenger RNA, 1099 nt
Organism: Notechis scutatus (mainland tiger snake)
Lineage: Eukaryota; Metazoa; Chordata; Lepidosauria; Squamata; Elapidae
Source: RefSeq, a predicted model, not a curated record
GAUCCGGAUCGCCGGCAUCAGGGGCAUCCAGGGAGUCGUGAGGAAGACUGUGAAUGAUGAGCUCCGGGCCACCAUCUGGGAGCCUCAACACAUGGACAAGAUCGUCCCCUCCCUGCUUUUCAACAUGCAGAAGACGGAAGACCUUGAGGGUCGAAUUGGACCACCUGCUUCUCCAUCGGGGGAGAAAGAGGAGAACCCUGCUGUCUUGGCCGAGAACUGCUUCCGAGAACUGCUGGCCCGUGCAACCUACGGGAACAUGAGCAACGCCGUCAGGCCGGUCUUUGCACAUUUAGGCCAUCACAAACUAUGGGACCCAAAUGAAUUUGCCGUCCAUUGCUUUAAAAUCAUCAUGUACUCCAUCCAGGCCCAAUACUCCCACCACGUGAUACAGGAGAUCCUGGCACACCUGGACAGCUGCAAGCGAGACUCGCCCCGCGUUCGAGCUGGGAUCAUCCAAGUCCUGCUGGAGGCGGUGGCCAUCGCGGCCAAGGGAUCCAUCGGACCCACCGUCCUGGAGGUGUUCAACACCCUCCUGAAGCACCUGAGCCUGAGUGUGGAUUUCGAACUGGGCAACACGAGGGGAGAUCACAGCCACGCUGCCCUCUCUGCCCCCUCUAAGGACAACGACGAGCGGAUCGUCCAGAAUGCCAUCAUUCAAACCAUCGGUUUCUUCGGAAGCAACCUGCCAGAUUACCAGCGGUCAGAGAUCAUGAUGUUUAUCAUGGGGAAAGUCCCUGUCUUUGGGGUGACCUCCCAGACCUUGGACACCAGCGAGCUCGGGGAUUUGGGAACAAGGAGGAUUCAAAUCAUGCUGCUACGGUCGUUGCUGAUGGUGACCUCCGGCUACAACGCCAAGAGCAUCGCCUCGGUCCUCUCGGCGCCCUUCCUGGACCCUCUGCUGUCCACCUCCCUGAUGGAGGACUCCGAACUGCGGCAGCUGGUCUUGGAGAUCCUACACAACCUGAUUGACCGGCACGACAACAGAGCCAAGCUUCGAGGGAUACGGUAAGGGUGGUCCUGGCCUCGGGGUAGCGGAAGCGGGGAAAGGAACGAAAUUUGAGAGGUUAGGAGAGGAGGGAAGGGGGUCAAGCUAUUCUCC